Molecule: messenger RNA, 1352 nt
Organism: Phaedon cochleariae (mustard beetle)
Lineage: Eukaryota; Metazoa; Arthropoda; Insecta; Coleoptera; Chrysomelidae
Source: the annotation of a GenBank genome assembly
CUGUUUUCGAGCGGGAAAUCUAACGUUCUAUGAGCGGGAAAAAUAAAAAGUUGUAAGUAGACUAGGUUAGAAGGUUGGGUUGUUAACGCAGAUUCGCACAGGCAAAUAGUUGCGAAUGUUGUGAUACGAGUAUUAUAACGACAAAUACUUUCUCUUCUCGUUCUACUAAUCUGUGGUAUUGACUAUUGAGAGCAAAAAUAUUUGCUAAUAUAACCGUAUAUAUAUACCAUACAAUGGAGAAUCUCAAUCCCGACGAUGUACUGAAAUUCCUGGAACUAGUGAACAAUCUGAAACAUCUCAGUCGUAGAGGAUGGGAUUUAUGCGAGGUAAAAGAUCAUGAACAAAUAGCAGGGCAUAUGUAUGCCAUGGGAAUGAUGACAUUCCUGUUGGGCAACCAAUCCCAACUAGAUAGAUUCAAGUGCCUGCAGCUGGCUCUUGUCCAUGACCUUGCCGAGUCCAUAGUUGGAGACAUAAUCCCUGCUGAUAACAUUCCCGAAGACAAGAAACACCAGAUGGAAGAUGAAGCAAUGAAGGAAUUGACUAGUUAUCUGGGUAGUGAAGUAGGAUCCUUGAUUUACAAUUUGUACAAAGAGUAUGAGGCCAAAGAAACUGCAGAAGCCAAGUUCAUUAAAGAUCUGGAUCGAUUUGACUUGGUAUUCACUGCUGCUCAAUAUGAAAAGAGAGAUAAGGUGAAGCUACAAGUGUUUUUUGAUAAUACUAGGGGUCAAUUUAAGAACCCCUUCAUUCAAAGACUGGUUAGCAGAAUUGAACAGAGGAGGUCUACUGAGAAUGCAAUUGGAAAUGGUGAAGACAAUGCUGAUACUGCCUAGUUACCUUUUUUUAUUUCAAUUAUAGUUCAUCAACACAUGAUGGACUGCUUAGUAAGAUUAACUUGUACCUGGUAAUCUCUGGUUUGACUAGCCAUACUUCAUACACUAUAAUUCAAAUAUGGUAGGUACAAAUAAUCAUAUCUUUUUAAGAAAAGUACCUAUCUAAUGUUUUUAAAAUAUGAACAUUUUAGUUUUGUUUAAAACUGUAUGAGUCCUGUUUAAUUACCAAAUGAAAUAUGAUUUCAAUGGUGCACAAAAAUAAGCCUGGCAGUCAAUGUGGAGUGUUGAACAGUUGUUUCUCUAUUAUUUUUUAUUACAAGACAACAUCUUGUUAUGUUAUAUCAAGUUAUAAGUAUGUAUUUUAUUUUUUUGUUUUAAUCUUAUUCUUUUUAUUUGUUUGGUAUAGCCACUAUUUCACCUAUUACAUAAUAGAGCAUUGAGUUGAACAUUAUUGUGUUGAUUUCAAAACAAUAUUCAGUUUUACUCAGUUCAGUCAGUUGAGAAAAAAAAUAUAUCUGAGAA